AUUUUUAUUCUGCCAGCCUUUAUUAACUUAUAACGCUAAUUUAAAAAAAUUAAAAAAUACACUCGUUUAUUCAUGCGGGCUUGCUUUCGUGCACUAGAAGUCAUGUCAAAUAUCACAAGUUAUCCGUGCGUUUCACAUUUCAAUGUUCCGGGUUGUGUCAUUUGGAAUGUGUCUGGAACUUCCGCGCCAAUAUUUUUUUUAUUUUAAAUUUACCUGCGCGGGACGGUCCGAAUUUCCUUGAGGUCAUCUCCCGCUUCAUUCUUACUGGUUGCUUGUCGCAAAUAGGCGUGUUCGUUGAAACAGUUUCGCUUGCUCAUUCGAUAGUUUAGUGCAUGUCAUUUACUGCCAAGCAUUAACUGUGAUAUUUUUGGUUCGAUUCGAUUUUUAAGAUUCGUGUAGGUAGUCGAACAAGAGGAACGGUAUUAUUUGGUGGAAAAUGUCGAGCACUUUACCCGAAUCACAGAAUCUGAGCCAUAAAACACAAGCCACCACCUCUAAUCACAAGGGUAAUGUCUUUGCAGAGCCACAAGUACUGACAACAACACCAAGGAAAGUAUCUACCCAAGGCACUGUGCUAACAGAGAUUCAAACCAACAUGGGACCCCUUACGACCCCAACUAAAGGAAAGGAAACUGGACCUAGUGAGCCUUGGACUCCAACCUCCAAUUUGAAAAUGCUGAUCAGCGCUGCCAGCCCUGAGAUCAGGAACAGAGAGAAAGAGCUGUGUAUGGACCCUGAGGGAGGGGAUGCCAUGGACCCUGAGCUUGGAGAGGAAGGGGAGAAACAGAUCAGCAGAAAAGAGAAGAGUCUGGGUUUGCUCUGUCACAAGUUCCUUGCCCGCUACCCCGAUUACCCCAACCCUGCACUCAACAACGACAUCAGUCUGGAUGAUGUUGCCGCAGAGCUUAACGUGGAGCGCAGGCGCAUCUAUGACAUCAUGAAUGUGCUGGAGAGCCUGCACAUUGUCAGCCGGCUAGCAAAGAAUCGCUACACAUGGCACGGACGCGCUAACCUGCCACAGACCCUGGCCAAGUUGCGGCAGGUGGGCGAGGAGCACCGCUACGGGCAACAGAUGCAGCAGAUCCGCCAGCGCAGCCUGGAAAGGGAGUUUGACUCGGACGGCGACGAGAAGGAGAAUGAGGAGGUGGGGGAAGUGCAGGGAGGAGGAGGGGGCCCGAAGGAGAUGUUCUUUGUGGAGCUUCCUGGGGUGGAGUUUAAAGCAGCCUCGGUGAACAGCAGGAAGGACAAGUCUCUGAGGGUGAUGAGCCAGAAGUUUGUCAUGUUGUUCCUGGUGUCCACGCCUCGGGUGGUCAGUUUGGAGGUGGCUGCCAGGAUCCUCAUUGGAGAGGACCAGGUGGCUGAUCAGGACAAGAGCAAGUUCAAGACUAAGGUCCGCAGGCUGUAUGAUAUAGCCAACGUGCUGCGGAGCCUGAAGCUGAUAGAGAAGGUCCACGUGACCGAGGAAAGGGGGAGGAAGCCAGCCUUUGAAUGGACCGGCCCUGAGGACUUCCCCAGUGUGAAGGAGACCGCUGACACUACAGCCACUGCCAAGAGGACACUUGAGUCUCGUACCUCCAUAGACAACUGUGCCAAAAAUCUAUUUUCCUCUCCGGGGAGCAAACACAGCUUCACCCGCCACCCCUCCCUCAUCAAACUGGCCAAGAGCAUCCAGGAAGACCGACGCAAGAUCAACUCGGCCCCCACCAGCCCUGUCAAGAAUGAUUCCUCGAGCAGCGAGUUCUUUCCCACCAAAAUGGCCCAACUAGCGGCAAUCUGUAAGAUCCAGCUUGACCAGCAAUCAAACAAAGUUGUUGACAGGACACCUAAGCCUGCAGUUACUGUGACUGAGGCAGUGCCAGAUCAUGAACAGAAAGCUGCUAAAAAGCCAGGAGCUCCCCAGCCACCAGUAUUAAUACCCACAGAACCCCGUGCCAGCACUGUCCACCUCACCCCACAGGCACAGUUCACCCCCCAACCUACUGGGGCAAUGUCCUUCCACCCUGCCCAGUGUUCACCCCUCAUCCCUGUGCUGCUGCCCCAACUCCAGGGAGGUGGACCCUACGCCAUCUAUAUGCACCACUCCUUCAGGCCACACCCCCUAAUCAGGCCUCAGCCAACCAGCCUCGCUGUGCGCUCCAUGACCUUCGAGGAUAAGACGGGGCGGAGCCCGAGUGAUGCCACAGUGCACGGCCACUCGCCUGCUACGAACAACCUGUCAACCAGCAGCCCCUCGGCACUAAAACGUGUGUGUUCAAAGAGACCCUCUGAGGAAAGCCCCUCCAAGGCCAAGAAGAUUGACCCCAGCACCAGGGACACGUCUCCUAAGCUGUGUGAGAUCCUCCAGGCUCGUCUGAAGGCGCGUCGCGGGGGACUCCACUCCAACCGUCCCUCGCCCAGGGCCCUCCACAUGGACCCUGAGUUUGUCAACACACCUGGGAGCUCCGUGGCCGCCGCAGCCAAUCAGACACUGGAGCAGAACCUGGAGACCUUCCUGGAGGAGAAGGUCGUGACCUCAGACAGCGAGGCAGGGCUCACGCCAGUCAGAGCUGUUCCACUGACCCCCCACCACCUACACACAGAGACUCUGAUCCCCACUGGCUACCUGAUCCCCAUCUCCCAGCAGUCCCCCUUCAGCUACAAAGACAUCCACAACCCCGAGAGCAGCAAAGCCUCCACACCCACCUACAUCUACCACACACCCACUGCAGGCUCUAGACCUCCCCCGAUCCAGGAGUUGACCCCCACCAGCUUCUCCCUCCACAGGCCUCCCCCUGCCUCGCCCUUCUCUGCCCAGGGGCACCGCUUCCACAGCCCCAGCCCUGCCAUUCUCAACUUUACCCUGCAGAACCUGGGCCUCAUCCCUGGGCCUGGCUCUGUACCCGCUUGCAGCCCUGGCACUGCCCAAACCCCGGAGCACCCCAGCUCCGUGCCCCUGCCUCCCCACCUGGGCCAGCAUCAGAGGGGCGGCAUGGUCUUCGUUAAACCCAUGUCCCCCGUGCCAGUCCAACACCAGAUGACCGGCCCAGACGGGCAACCACUCACGCUAAUCAGCCUACAGCAGGUGACCACGCCCAAAGGGACGGCCCUCACCCAGCACAGUUUCUUCCACACCCCUGUCUCCCUCUCCCCGCUGGCUACCGUGGUAACCACCAGCCACGGGCACACGGCGCCGACGGGCGCUAAAACCGUUUACAUCCCUCAGAGGAAGCUGGAAGUCACCACUGAGGACACCUAAAGACUAUGCUGCUACACAACGUGUGUGUGUGUGUUUGUACCAGCCCUUCAAUGUGUGUGUCUGUGCAUGUCUGCAUGGUUUUCUAUGGUCUGACUGUCAUAUUGUUAAGGCGUACUGUAGGUUGAGUGAUUUUUAUGUUUUAGGGUAUGUGAUGUCUCCAAAUGAUUUAAUCCAAAACUAGUCCAUGGGUUAUUGCAGCGUUUCCCAAACUCUACCUCAGGACCCCAAGGGGAGCGUGUUUUGGGUUUUGCACUACACAGCUGAUUCCAAUGAUCAAAAGCUUGAUGAUUAUUUGAAUCGGCUGUGUCGUGCUAGGACAAAAACCAAAACGUGCUCCCUUUAGGGUGCCAUGGGACCGAGUUUCGGAAGCCCUGGUUUAUUCCAUUUCUACAGGGGGAAAGACAAAGUAUGUGAACUCCAUGCAGAAACAGCUGCGUGUCACCGUCAGCUCCAAAUAUAACUCUGAUGGAGAGACCAGCCAUGGUAAAUACUCUUAACACUGGGGCUUUGAGACACAAUAUGCCGGAUAUUACUGUGUAAUACUACAGCAUACUUUUGAUACUGGUUUAUGUAUGGAUUUAAGAUUAGGGAUCACAGGUGGGUAUUAAACUGGUGAGGGGUGUUUUCUGUGUCUAAAUAGUGAAACGGUCUGUCUUAUUUCGGUUUUGAGGGGUUGUUUGCCAAAAUCUAAUAUGCUGGCUGAGUAUUUCCACAUUUCUCCAAGAGAAGAUGUAUUGGAGUUACAUUUACAUCAUCAACGUGCCAUAGAGAAGAACAACAACAACUUAACCUCCGUUCACCGGGAUGACAUUAAUAUGUGACGGCGGGACUUUAAUGACUGAAAAGUAUUGUCGAUGAACUGUUUUUGUAUGUGUAAAAUUGGCAAGAUUACAAUUUUGCACGCUGUACAUGUUAAUGAACUGUUACCCUUAAAAAGCUGGAUUGUAUGUGAUUCAACUGUAAGGGGUGAAUGUAUGCGAUGGCUUCCUACCUUAGGCAAAUCACGUAAUUGAAAUUGAAUCUUAAUGUAUAAGGAAUGGACUUUAAGCAUUAAAUUCAGCUCAGAUGUCCUUGUAUAUAAAAUGGUAAAUAAACAUAUUUUUAAACCGG
Molecule: messenger RNA, 4345 nt
Organism: Oncorhynchus gorbuscha (pink salmon)
Lineage: Eukaryota; Metazoa; Chordata; Actinopteri; Salmoniformes; Salmonidae
Product: transcription factor E2F8-like
Exons: 14
Coding region: 437-3235 (932 amino acids)
Biological process (GO): regulation of transcription by RNA polymerase II
Cellular component (GO): RNA polymerase II transcription regulator complex
Molecular function (GO): DNA-binding transcription factor activity, RNA polymerase II-specific; RNA polymerase II cis-regulatory region sequence-specific DNA binding
Source: RefSeq, a predicted model, not a curated record